Molecule: messenger RNA, 2112 nt
Organism: Closterium sp. Yama58-4
Lineage: Eukaryota; Viridiplantae; Streptophyta; Zygnematophyceae; Desmidiales; Closteriaceae
Source: the annotation of a GenBank genome assembly
AUGCUUGUCUUCUUCCUCUCACUUACCCAACAGGAACCAGUUGUGACUGUAGAGGGCGUUGAUAUAGUCCGCCUGAGCAUCUCAAUCCCUUCCCAAACCAUCAAGAUGCCGAACCUAGACCCCAGCAUGGUCACCGUCCCGAACCUCGGAGGCACCGUCCCCAGCCUCGGCAACGUGCCAAACCUCGACAUUCCGAGCCUGGACCUGUCGAACCUAGACCUGAAGAACCCCAGCAGCCUCGGGAAGUCCCUCCAGGACCGGCUUUCCAAUUUUGGAAAAGAAGUUUCCGAUCUCGGAAAGAACGUUAGUCAAAUCGGCAAGAAUGUGACUCGAGAGGUUUCUAAAGCCGGUAGGAACGUCUCUAAGGAGGUUUCUAAGGACCUGUCACGCAUCGGGGACGAGAUUCAAAGGGCGAUUCAGAACAACUUUGAAGGGUUGCAGGUGGAUUUGAAUGCGCAAGUGAACGUGACUGCGAGCGUGUACAAUCCAAACAGCUUCGAUGGGAUCUUCAAUUUCAUGAACAUGGGAAUCUACCUGUUCGGCAUCCAUGUCUCAAAUAUCUCGCUCCCAGCGUUUGAGCUGGGCAAGAAGCAGACGAAAAUCGCCACCGUGCCGAUCGUGGUCAAGAGCUUCCCGCUGCUCUCCACGUCCUCCUCGGCGCAAGUCAGAAGCCCCAUUGCUGCUGCUAUGAGGGAGCGCAAGAUAAAAAUGCAGACCUUUAUCAACGCUCAGGGCAAAGUAAGGGUGUGGGGAAUCUCCUCUCCCACUUACAAUGUCACUGUGAUGUGUGUCAUGACGCGACCAUCUACGUGGGAUGACGUGGAAGCGGGACAGGGGAACCUCGUUACUGCCACGUCGGAGGGAGAACGAGCUGACGUGGCAGGCGACGCAAAUGACGUGGUCAACCAAAAGGCACUCUCAGCUGAGCAAGCCAUUUUUCUGUGUCUGUCUGAAAUCGAAGAGGACGAUAGGCGGAAGGCGCGAAAGAGGCGCGUGCUGCUAGCAGGGGGAGCAGCGCUCAUCCUUCUCGCUCUCCUCAUAGCAGCAGCGGUCGCUGUUGGCGUGACAGCUAGCAAGAAAAAGUGCCAGGAAUCCAACAAUGCCACGUCAGCAGAUGCGAUGCUGACUCAGCAGCAGCAGCAGGUGGGGGAGUUGGUAGGGACUGUGCAGAUCGGGGGAAGGUGGGGGAAUGUGAGCACUGUUGUUGCGAAGCUUGACAUUCAACCCAACACCAACGGCGUUAUCUCAGCUAAGGGAGGAGGCGCCACCUCAUCAUGGGAUGCUGCCACGUGGCAGCCGUCUAGGGGUGCCGUGGAGGACACGUCAGCAGUGCAGCAGCUGGCGAAUCCGGAGCUGACACCUGUCAAUGGACGAGUGUUUGGCAUGGGAGUGGAGAGCGGGGCAACCACCGAUCCGUAUGACUACGGUGCAGCUGAAUCACCACCACCACCACCAGCAUCACCAACACCAUCACCACCGCCACCAGCAUCGCCACCACCGUCACCACCAGCAGCACCGCAGACACCAUCAGAAGCACCAGCCGCAAAUUCGAGCUCCUCGGGACCUUUGGAUAUCCUAAGCAGGAUUGCAGCACUUAUCAAGCCUCCGGACCUGUCAGUUCAAGGAGUCGACUUCCAGAACGGCCACCUGACCGUUUCCGGACCGGACUCCUGGAGUUUCAGCCUCGAGCCGUUCAAGGAGGUCAGCCUCGAUCUGACGGCGCUGAUCAACGUGGCGGCGGUGGUGUCGAAUCCGAACCCCAUUGAGAUCAUCGCGCAGGAGGUCAACAUGGACGUCAGCUUCUACAGCGUCGACGUCGGCUACGCUGAUAUCCCAGACUUCACUCUUCCCGCCAACAGCAGCGCCACCAUCACUGUCCCCUUCAACAUCGACAACUUCCCCCUGCUCUCCUUCUCGGACCAGAGCCUUAUCACAGGCUCCAUUGCAAAUGGCGAGCUCGAGUUUCAGGUUGUGAUUAAUCUGAAGGCCAGGACUCGGAUCCUUCAGAGCCUCACACCAGCUUUCAAUGUUCAACUGGUGUGUAACGCGGUGGUUAACCCUACACAAAAUAACGUGCUUUCCAAGUCAUGUAGCACGAAUAUUGCCACGUAA